Gastrolobium bilobum is the source of this 3228-nucleotide messenger RNA. RefSeq names its product periodic tryptophan protein 2. Gene Ontology annotation, molecular function: protein binding. Gene Ontology annotation, biological process: ribosomal small subunit assembly; maturation of SSU-rRNA from tricistronic rRNA transcript (SSU-rRNA, 5.8S rRNA, LSU-rRNA). The transcript is spliced from 7 exons. Gene Ontology annotation, cellular component: Pwp2p-containing subcomplex of 90S preribosome; small-subunit processome. Bases 56 to 2731 code for a protein of 891 amino acids. NCBI's taxonomy places the organism in Eukaryota, Viridiplantae, Streptophyta, Magnoliopsida, Fabales, Fabaceae. The record is from RefSeq and is a predicted model, not a curated record.
CCCUAACCCCAUGGUGGUAACGUGGUAACUAGAGAGCUAACACUGAAACAAAACAAUGAACUUCAGGUUCCAGAACCUUCUCGGAGCUCCCUACAGAGGUGGCAACGCCGUCAUCUCCAACAACACCCUGCUACUCUCACCCGUCGGUAACCGAGUCGCCAUCACCGACCUCCUCAAGUCUCAAACCACAACCCUCCCAAUCCAAUCCUCCUCCAACGUCUCCCGCAUCGCCGUCUCACCUGACGGCACCUUCCUCCUCACCGUCGAUGACCGCAACCGCUGCCUCUUCGUCAACAUUCGCCGCCGCGUCGUCCUCCACCGUAUCUCCUUCAAGCACCACGUCGGCGCCGUGAAAUUCAGCCCUGACGGCGCUCUCAUCGCCGUCGCCGCUGGAAAACUCGUCCAGAUCUGGCGCUCCCCGGGGUUCCGCCGGGAAUUCUUCCCGUUCGAGCUGGUUCGGACUUUCGCCGACUUCCACAGCAAAAUCAGCUCAUUCGAUUGGAGCCCUGACUCGACCUACUUGAUCGUCGGGUCCAAGGACUUAACCGCGAGAAUUUUGUGCUUGAAGAAACUGAGUUGUGGUGGUGUUAAGUAUAAGCCGUUCUUGUUUUUAGGUCAUAGGGAUUCGGUUAUAGGUUCCUUCUUUGGUGUGGAUUCGAAAACUAAUAGGGUUUGUAAGGCUUAUACAGUUACUAAGGAUUGUUAUUUGUUUAGCUGGGGUUUCACAAGCGACAAUGAUAAUGCGGGGAUGCAGGUGGAAGACGAGGGAUCGGAACCGCCUUCUCCGGGGACGCCGGAUAGAGAUGCGGAAGGGAAUUUCGAGAGUGAUGGUAAUGGUAAUGUUAAGAAGAGAAAGGAAUGUGAUAUUGAGGAUGAUGGAGGGUACUUGUUGAGAGGGAAGUGGGAAUUGUUGAGGAAGGAUGGUUUUAUGCAGGCACCGGCAAGGGUGACGGCAUGCGAUUAUCAUAGAGGGCUGGACAUGGUGGUUGUUGGCUUCUCGAAUGGUGUUUUCGGGUUGUAUCAGAUGCCUGAUUUCGUGUGCAUUCACUUGUUGUCUAUAUCAAGGGAGAAGAUUACUACUGCUAUGUUUAAUGAGCUUGGGAACUGGUUGACCUUUGGCUGUGCCAAAUUAGGCCAGCUGCUAGUUUGGGAGUGGCGGUCCGAGAGCUAUAUUUUGAAGCAGCAGGGUCACUACUUUGAUGUCAAUUGUGUUGCAUAUUCGCCAGAUUCCCAACUCCUUGCUACUGGGGCAGAUGAUAAUAAAGUCAAGGUCUGGACUGUGUCCUCUGGCUUUUGCUUUGUAACCUUUUCUGAACACACUAAUGCCGUUACAGCUCUGCAUUUUGUGGCAAAUAACAAUUGCCUGCUUAGUGCAUCUCUUGAUGGGACCGUUCGUGCAUGGGAUUUAUUACGUUAUCGGAAUUUCAGGACGUUUACAACCCCUUCUUCAAGACAGUUUGUUUCUUUGGCAGCGGAUCAAAGUGGUGAAGUGAUAUGUGCUGGCACUUCAGAUUCCUUUGAGAUUUUUGUUUGGACAAUGAGAACGGGCCAUUUGUUGGAUGUUCUUAGUGGUCAUGAAGCUCCUGUUCAUGGGCUGAUGUUUUCUCCUACAAAUGCAAUCUUGGCUUCAUCGUCAUGGGACAAAACUGUUCGGUUGUGGGAUGUAUUUGAUGGAAAAGGCGCAGUUGAAACAUUUUCUCAUACGCAUGAUGUUUGCACAUUAGUUUAUCGUCCAGAUGGAAGGCAGUUAGCUUGCAGCACAUUAGAUGGGCAAAUACAUUUUUGGGAUCCAAUAGAUGGUUUGCUUAUGUACACCAUAGAAGGUUCUAGAGAUAUUGCUGGAGGGCGUCGUAUGACUGACCGUAGAUCAGCUGCUAACUCAAGUUCAGGGAAGUGCUUCACGACCUUAUGUUAUUCAGCUGAUGGAAGCUACAUAGUAGCUGGGGGCAAUAGCAGAUAUAUUUGCAUGUAUGAUGUUGCAGAUCAGGUAUUGCUGCGGCGAUUCCAGAUAACUCACAAUCUCUCAUUAGAUGGAGUACUUGACUUUUUAAACUCAAAGAAUAUGACAGAAGCUGGCCCACUAGAUUUGAUUGAUGAUGACAACAGUGACAUUGAAGAAGGUGUUGAAAAACAAACACGAGGGAAAAUAGGAUUAGAUUUACCAGGUUCCAUCCCUAACCGUGGAAGGCCUGUUAUUCAAACAAAAUGCCUGAGGAUUGCACCUACAGGGCGGAGUUUUGUAGCAGCAACAACUGAGGGAGUUUUAGUUUAUUCUGUUGAUGAAUCGUUCAUAUUCGAUCCAACCGACCUAGACAUAGAUGUUACACCAGAGGCUGUUGAUGGAGCUCUUAGUGAAAAUCAGACAAGUAGAGCUUUGAUCCUUAGCCUUCGCUUGAAUGAGGACUCUUUCAUCAAAAAAUGUAUUUUUGCUGUUAGUCCAGCAGAUAUUCCAGCAGUUGCCACAUCAAUUCCUUACAGAUAUAUCCAGCGAUUAAUUGAGGCACUUGCAGAUCUUCUAGAAAACUGCCCACAUUUGGAAUUCAUGCUAAUAUGGUGUCAGGAGCUCUGCAAAGCUCAUGGAAAUUCUAUUCAGCAGAACUCUAGAAAUCUGCUCCCAUCAUUAAAAUCUUUGCAGAAAGCAAUUACUACAAUACAUCAGGAUCUAGCUGAUACAUGCUCCUCCAAUGAAUACAUGUUGCGAUAUUUAUGCUCUUCUGCUGCCGAGAAAUGACUUUAACUAUUCAUGAGUUGGAUUUUUGCACCUUUGAAUGUACCUGCUGAGCGUUGUCCAACCUGAUUGUAUUAUUUCUGUAUGGUACCUGCUGAGAAUCAUUCAUAUGUAGCAACCUUUGAAGAAUCAACCAAUAUUUUGAUAUAGCAUAGCUGAUGGCACUCACCUUCUAGCAUCCUAAUGUUUCCAAAGGAAUUUAUCCUUGAAUGAAGUUCCAAUUUUUGAAACUGGAAGGUGUGGCAUGGCAUCCAUCAGGUUAGUUUCACGGCCCAAUUGCAGCUCGUGAGCUACAUAACUUUAUAGUUACGCUCUGCAGUGACAUUCUGUGUUAUACAGUUGUUGUUACAGACUGCAUAGGUUCAAGUUGCUGCUUGAUAUAUCCAUUGGUAUGUUUCGAAUCAAAUAUUUUAGGAAUUAUUUGAUGAAAAUGUUUAUAGCCAUAAUUUUGUCAAAUUUUUUGAUAAAAUUGACAGGCAUAUUUGUUGUUUUUUGGAUGA